AUGUGGAACAAACUCAUUCUAUUGAAUGUUGUAGCACUUACUUUUAACUACAUUGCCUUAGCCUACGAGCCAAGCCCCCUCCAAGAUUUUUGUGUAGCCGACCCCAACAGCUCAGUCAAAGUAAAUGGUGUAACAUGCAAGAACCCAAUGCAAGUUCAAGCGGAGGAUUUCUUCUUCAGUGGGCUACACCUCAGGGGUAACACAUCAAACCAAUUGGGAUCAAAGGUGACCCCAGUCUUUGCAACUCAAUUACCGGGGCUAAACACAUUAGGCAUCUCAAUGGUUCGAAUUGACUAUGCACCAUGGGGACUUAAUCCUCCUCACACCCACCCAAGAGCCACAGAGAUUCUUACAGUUCUUGAAGGGACCCUACAAGUUGGAUUUGUCACUUCUAAUCCUGAUAACCGCUUUAUCACCAAGGUGUUGCAAAAGGGUGAUGUUUUCGUGUUCCCUGUGGGACUUGUUCAUUUCCAACGGAAUGUGGGUAAUGGAAAUGCUGUUUUGUUAUUGCUGCAUUAA
This is a messenger RNA of Lactuca virosa, 519 nucleotides long. NCBI's taxonomy places the organism in Eukaryota, Viridiplantae, Streptophyta, Magnoliopsida, Asterales, Asteraceae. The record is from the annotation of a GenBank genome assembly.